Messenger RNA from Ipomoea triloba (trilobed morning glory), 2808 nucleotides. RefSeq names its product putative pentatricopeptide repeat-containing protein At3g25060, mitochondrial. The coding region runs from base 196 to 2232 and encodes 678 amino acids. The record is from RefSeq and is a predicted model, not a curated record. Gene Ontology annotation, biological process: RNA modification. The transcript has a single exon. NCBI's taxonomy places the organism in Eukaryota, Viridiplantae, Streptophyta, Magnoliopsida, Solanales, Convolvulaceae. Gene Ontology annotation, molecular function: zinc ion binding; protein binding; RNA binding.
AUAUGGUCUCCACUAAAACUCGAACCCAUCCCUUUUAUAUGGGAGUGCAAUCAGGUGACACUAAACAAUCGGGUGACAAUAGUUGUUUAUUUAUUUAUUAGGCCAACUGAAUGAAGGAUCCAACAAAACCACAAAACAUGCUUUUUGCACACUGUAAUAACAAGAAGAAGCUCCACGACCAUUUCUAAGGCUUCAAUGCAUUUACAGAAAUGUUCACUCAAAGAACUCAAAUCUCUCUUAUUGACAUGUAAAGAUAGAAUAUCCAUUUCCAAAAUCCAUACACUUCUGAUAUCAUCUGGGCUUUCAACCCAUGGAAUUCUAAAUUCUCAACUAAUUACAUCCUAUGCAAAAGUUGGUGACAUCGAGUUCGCUCGGAAAGUGUUCGAUGAAUUGCCCAAGAGAGGCAUUGAUGCUUGGAAUACGAUGAUCAUUGCCUAUUCACGGAAGGGGCACCCUUGUGAGGCUAUAAAUCUGUAUAAAGAAAUGAUCUUUGCUGGUGUAAAACCCGAUAGCUCAACUUUCACAGCAGCACUCAAGGCCUGUACGAUACUGUCAGACUUGGAAUUGGGUGAACAAAUCUUGCAGAAGGCCCGCGAGUGUGGAUAUGAAAACGAUGUGUUUGUUGGGUCCUCAAGUUUGAAUUUUUACUCAAAAUGUGGUAAGAUGGCCAGUGCAAUGAGUGUCUUUGAGAAAAUGGAGAGGAAGGAUGUUGUUUGCUGGACUACCAUGAUCACAGGCUUUGCACAGAGUGGUAAAGCGAGAGAGGCAGUGGAGAUGUAUCAGAGGAUGCAGAAAGAUGGUUUGGAAGGCGACGAGGUUGUGAUGUUGGGCUUGAUUCAUGCCAGUGCUAAUCUUGGUGAUAUAAAGUUUGGUUGUUCAAUUCAUGGUUAUAUGAUCCGAAAAGGUCUUCCCAUGAAUGUACUUGUGCAGACUAGCCUAGUCGAUAUGUAUGCCAAGAAUGGAGAGCUAGGGCUGGCUUCCCGCGUGUUUAGGAAACUGCAUUGCAGGAACUCUGUUUCGUGGAGUGCUUUGAUCUCCGGGUAUGCUCAAAACGGACUAGCUGAGGAUGCACUCAAGCUGUUAGUGGAGAUGCAGAACGAAGGAUUUGCCCCCGACAUGGCUUCACUAGUUAGCGCGCUUCUAGCGUGCUCUCACAUUGGCUUUUCGAAAUUGGGUAAAUCGGUUCACAGUUACAUUCUAAGAAGGUCUGAGAUGAAUCGGGUUUUGGGCACUGCAUUGAUUGACAUGUAUGCAAAAUGUGGACUUAUUGCUCGUGCACGAACCGUUUAUGAUCGCUUGAUUCUCAAAGACUUGAUAUGCUGGAAUGCAAUUAUAGCAAGCUAUGGGAUUCAUGGACUUGGAGGAGAGGCUCUAUCCCUUUUCUGUCAGAUGAAGGACACAAUCGAGCCUGACCAUACAACUUUUGCUGCUUUAUUUUCUGCUUUGAGUCAUUCAGGUUUAGUGGACGAAGGGCGGUAUUGGUUUGAUGCCAUGAUCAACCAAUACAAGAUUCAACCAACCGAGAAACAUUAUGCUUGCUUGGUUGAUUUAUUGGCUCGUGCUGGACAGGUCGAGGAAGCCAAAAAACUGAUCAGUUCUAUGCAAAACGAACCGGGGAUUGCUGUCUGGGUUGCCCUACUGUCUGGCUGCCACAACCACAAAAAAUUUCUGAUUGGGGAUUUGGCAGCAAGGAAAGUACUCGAGUUAAAACCCGACAGUCUUGGGAUUUACGUGCUAGUCUCCAACUUCUUCGCUGCAGCAAAGAAGUGGGAAGAAGUAGCCGCGGUGAGGAAGUUCAUGAGAGGGACCGGGAUGAAGAAAGUCCCCGGUUACAGCCUCGUGGAAGUAAAUGGCAGACUCCACGCGUUUCUCAUGGAAGACAAGAGUCACCCUCAACACGAUCAGAUAGCCGCGAUGUUACGGAAGCUGGGGCAGGAGAUGGCAGCCAUGGGGUAUUCUCCAAAGACAGAAUCCGUGUUGCACAACGUCGAAGAGGAUGUGAAAGUGGCAAUGCUGUGCAGUCACAGCGAGAGACUUGCCAUCGCCUACGCGCUCUUGAACACAGUCCCGGGAGCGAGAUUAAUGGUCACGAAGAACCUCAGGGUCUGUGGGGAUUGCCAUGAAGCAACCAAGUUUAUCUCCAUAAUUGUGAGAAGAGAGAUCAUUGUGAGAGAUGUGAAGAGGUUUCAUCACUUCAAAGAUGGUGUGUGCUCUUGUGGUGACUACUGGUAAAGUGGUAAAUAUGUUGCUUACAAAUAGUUCUAAACAUUUAUUAAAAGUUGCCUUCAAUAUUAAAAAAAGAAGAUUGGGACUAAAGUUUUGGGCCUUUUAGUGUUGUUAUAGUUGGCUUGGGACGGUGGAUUCCGUGUGGUUGAGACUGAAAGUGAUUCGGGAUCGAUUGUUAAGUGGUUGAAUGUUGCUAUAAUUGGCUUGGGAUGGUGGAUUCUAUGUGGUUGUAAUUGUAAGUGAUUCGGGAUUGAUUGUUAAGUGGUUGAAGAUUAAGAGGUUUUCACGAUUUAUGUUUAAUAUGAUUGAAUCAUGCAAUCGAGAGAUGGGACAUAAGUGGGAAACCCAUGUAAUUUACAUCUAUAGAGAAUUAGAGCAACACCACAGUGUGUUCAAGAUCGACACCAUGUGAGAUGUUUAGUGGUCUUCUUAGUUUGAGUUGACUAAGUGGUCAACUAUGGACCAUUUAUUGGCUAUAGUUGGCUUGGGAAUGUGGAUUCCAUGUGAGUUGUGACUAAAAGUGAUUCGAGAACGAUUGUUAAGUGGUUGAAGAUCAAUAUAUUCUUACGGUUUAAUGUUUAA